Messenger RNA from Cryptococcus wingfieldii CBS 7118, 735 nucleotides. RefSeq lists its product as hypothetical. The transcript has a single exon. The annotation marks the transcript as partial. NCBI's taxonomy places the organism in Eukaryota, Fungi, Basidiomycota, Tremellomycetes, Tremellales, Cryptococcaceae. The record is from RefSeq and is a predicted model, not a curated record.
AUGUCCAACCGCAAAUCCAUCCUUGACUUUCCCCCCUACCAUUCACCAAUCACACCACACCUCCUCUUCAACGCCGACAUCCCACUAUUCUUGGCUCAAUGUUUGUCCCAAGACUGUCCGCAAAUGCUCGGCGUCCGCGUUCUUGCCGAGCGUGAAAAACACAACAUUGCUGCCUACCGAAGGCUCCUCGCCCGACUCCUAAUCCUUGUCGACUGGUGCGACGCCGAACAGUCAAUCGGCCAGUCCGGCUUGAUCAACCACCAGGUCAACUUCCGAUACGCUAGCCGUAUCUGGUCUGAAAUCCCAGACGACGGUGACAUGGCCGCAAUGUGGCCCAAUUACCUAGCCGAUCCCCCCACCCCUUUCCGCCGUCGUUACUUCAGCCCUGAUUCCUCUCCACGACGUUCCGCGUCCCCCCGACGCCACUCUUCACAUCGUCGCCCGGCCCCCCGCCGCCGAAGCUACUCCCUCUCCUCUUCAUCUUCCGGCUCGCAGUCUGAAGGCUCCUCGCGACGCCAUAGCUUCCAUGCCUCUCCUCUUCCUCGCACCCCUUCUCCACCCCCUCCAUCACCCACGCCCUCGCCACCGACACCGCCCCUCCCACCCACCACUGCCCACGUCAUCAUCACUAAGGUGACGAUCCACCUGUCCAAACGAGACAAAAUCUACCUCAAUUUCCACUACACACACAAAGGUCUCGCCUCCAUCGCCAGGUGGGACUCUCCCCCUGCCCAU